AUUUCCUGAAGCAUGUAAAUAGCUUGAGGUUGGGAUAGCGUCGCAAUCUAUAUCGAUCUACAUUGUUCCGCAUCUGAGAUCUACAUCAUUUCGCAUUUGAUUGAGAGAAAAACAGUGCGCUGCAAGUUGGGGCAAAUUGAAGAUGCUACACGGUUUUAUUAUGAGCUCGCCUUCAUCCUUCGGCGGCAGUUGCCCAUGCUUGCGUGCUUAGUGUGCGCUUGAUGCGGAGGCGACUCACUCUCGCUCUUCAUUUUGUGGUUGACUCCGUGUGUGGUUGAUCGCAAACGUCCUACCAGGGAUAUGUUACUUUAUCGGGGGUUUUCUCGGAAUUCGAGAAGUAUCUUGAACCGAUGCCAGUGGGUUCUCCUUCCUCUGCAACAUCACCAUUCAAUUCUUUCGAGCACUGUUCGCUCUCCCCCUGACCCUACUCGGAAGGAGCAACUUGAUCCAUUUUCGCUUGUUGCGGAUGAACUUUCAAUUCUUGGUAAUAGAUUGCGGUCAAUGGUUGUUGCUGAGGUCCCUAAGCUAGCCUCAGCUGCUGAGUACUUCUUCAAGAUGGGUGUGGAAGGCAAGAGGUUUCGCCCCACGGUUCUAUUGUUAAUGGCAACUGCUUUGAAUGUGACUAUACCUGAAACAGCUUCUGAUAGAGUUGUUGAUCCUGUGGCAACAGAACUACGCACCAGACAGCAGCGUAUAGCUGAGAUUACAGAGAUGAUUCAUGUGGCAAGUCUUCUUCAUGAUGACGUCUUGGAUGAUGCAGAUACACGGCGUGGUAUUGGUUCAUUGAAUUUUGUAAUGGGCAAUAAGUUAGCAGUGCUAGCUGGGGACUUUCUGCUUUCCAGAGCUUGUGUAACACUUGCUUCUUUGAAAAAUACAGAGGUUGUGUCUCUAUUAGCAAAAGUUGUAGAGCAUCUAGUUACUGGUGAAACAAUGCAAAUGGCCACUUCAUGUGAGCAGCGUUGUAGCAUGGAAUAUUAUUUGCAAAAGACAUACUAUAAAACUGCAUCAUUGAUUUCAAAUAGCUGCAAGGCAAUUGCUCUUCUUGCGGGACAAACAGCAGAAGUUUCAAUGUUGGCUUAUGAGUACGGCAAAAAUCUGGGAUUGGCGUACCAACUAAUAGAUGACCUUCUCGAUUUCACUGGCACAUCAGCUUCCCUUGGAAAGGGUUCUCUAUCUGACAUCCGACAUGGAAUUGUGACUGCUCCCAUAUUAUUUGCAAUAGAAGAGUUUCCUCAAUUACGUUCAGUUGUUGAUCGAGGCUUUGACAAUUCUGGAGAUGUAGAUCUUGCUCUUGAGUUCCUUGCGAAGAGCAGUGGGUUGCAGAAGACAAAGGAACUAGCUACAAAGCAUGCUGGCCUAGCUGCCGCGGCAAUUGAUUCUUUGCCUGAAAGUAACGAUGAGUUGGUUCAAAAAUCAAGGCGUGCACUUCUAGAUCUCACUCAGAUUGUCAUUACAAGAAUCAAGUGAAACAAAUAAUUACAACGACGGUGUCGCUGCAAUUUUGGGUGCUGCAAGGAGGGGAGGACAAGGUGAUGGACAUAUCGGCGAGUGAGGAGCUGUACGAAUCGGUGACCAGCUGGGACAAGAACUUCAAGGUGUACCCCGGCAUGUGGCACUCCCUCACCUACAGUGAGUCCCUUAGACAACACCGGCAUCAUCUUCACUGACAUCGUCGAGUGGCUCGACGAACGCUCUCUCUCCCCCGCCUCCUCCUGCCUUGAGCAACAGCGCAAAUGCCUCUAUGACGACCGCUGCUCCUCCGCCAAGCAGUGACUCGACCACAAAAUUUGAUUCAUCUUCAUCUCUCGCUUCCCCUCCUGCUCCUCUUUCUUUUUAGAAUUCUAAAUCUAACUGGUACUCACUGUUCCCAUUUGCAGCGGCAGAAUACUGUGUAAAAAUAUUUUUUGUUGUUUGGACCGUGGGAAUUCUUUCAACCUUCCCUGUUUGU
This is a messenger RNA of Malania oleifera, 1948 nucleotides long. RefSeq names its product solanesyl-diphosphate synthase 1, mitochondrial. Gene Ontology annotation, biological process: isoprenoid biosynthetic process; ubiquinone biosynthetic process. The record is from RefSeq and is a predicted model, not a curated record. NCBI's taxonomy places the organism in Eukaryota, Viridiplantae, Streptophyta, Magnoliopsida, Santalales, Ximeniaceae. Gene Ontology annotation, cellular component: transferase complex. The coding region runs from base 301 to 1467 and encodes 388 amino acids. The transcript is spliced from 14 exons. Gene Ontology annotation, molecular function: prenyltransferase activity.